AUGUCCCUGUGCCAUCAGACUUUUGUUUCUGCUUUUGUAGCAGACGUAUCUCCUGCAGUAGCAGCAGAUAAAGCACCUUUGUCAAAGAGUCUGCUAUUAGUCCCAAGUGCCAUCUCAAUUUUAUUGGCUCUGCUCUUCCAACAUUAUCAGAAGUUCUUUGCGUAUAACCUACAAGCUAUAAAGGAGGAUUUUCAGAUCUGGAGACUUGUAUGUGGGAGAACAAUAUGUCUUGAUUUGAAAGACACAUUCUGCAGCAGUCUGCUCAUUUACAACUUUAGAAUAUUUGAAAGAAGAUAUGGCAGCAGAAAAUUUUCAUCCUUUUUACUGGGUGCUUGGAUGCUCUCAGCUUUGUUUGAUCUUCUCCUUGUAGAAAUCGCUCAGUAUAUAUUUGGCAUCACCAUCAACAGCUUGCCUUCUGGUUUCUUGGGUCCUGUGUUUGCGCUGUUUGUACCAUUUUAUUCCUCCAUUCCAAGAGUGCAGGUGACGCAAGUGUUAGGCCAUUUUUCUAUCACAAACAAGACACUGGUCUACAUACUGGGUUUACAGCUCUUAACCUCUGGUUCCUACAUCUGGAUUUUAGCCUUAAGCGGAUUGGUUUCUGGGAUUUGCUACAGCAGCAGUAUAUUAAAAGUUCAUCAAAUUCUUUGUGUACCCAGCUGGGUAGCAAAGAUAUUUUCUUGGACUCUUGAACCAAUCUUCUCAUCUGCGGAACCAACGAAUGAAGUUCGAGUGGGAAUGGGAGCAACAGUUGACAUCCAGAGGCAGCAGAGAAUGGAGUUACUGGAUCGUCAAAUCAUGAUGUCUCAGGUUGCCCAAAUGAGGCGGCAAAGGCAGCAACAGGGUGGGAUGAUUAACUGGAAUAGACUGUUUCCUCCUUUACGUCAUAGACAUAAUGCGAAUUAUCAAGAUCAUCGCCCAUCUGAACAAGACACACCUCCACCUACCGAGGUUUCUGAAGAGCAGGUUGCACGACUUAUGGAAAUGGGAUUUUCCAGGGGAGAUGCUCUAGAAGCUCUGAGGGCUUCAAAUAAUGACUUAAAUGUAGCCACUAAUUUUCUACUGCAGCACUGAUGGUUUUCUGUGUCAAGGAACCUCACUUGAUGGGUUUGUACACGUCUGAAAGAGGAUCAAAGCCACCUGCUGGACAGACUUACGAAGGUCGUCCCCCCAAGAGCGUCAGAAAAGAGAAACUGGCUCCGCGUGACUGGUGAUUCAAAGUGAUGUUAAUGAAUGACGUGAACUGUUCCCAAGCCUUCAGAUCACUUGGUGGUUUCUAGUCUGGUUAUCUUUUUCAAAGUCACUUUAGUUUCUACUUCUUACUGGAUAUCACCUAGAUUUAUUUUUAAAAUGAAGUAGGUGGUUUUUUCUUGUAAAUCCUUGUUAGACAUGUUAUCAGGCUUAAUGACUAGGAAAAGAAGCUCCAACAAUCACGACGACUAGAUUUACCUGUCAAGAAAAAUCGCAUUUUCUUCAUUUACCAGUCUAGUUUCUCUAGCUUACAUGUUAUUUUACAGUACUUGAUUUUUUGAUCACAGUAGUAAGAGGUUUGAAGAUCACUUCAUUUUCAACUCAGUAAAGGGUUGUGGGACUAUUAUGUCAUUCUUCAGAAAGUUCUAUUAAUGCCUGUAAUAUUUUAUUUCUGGAAUCCCUUUUUAAAUAAAAGUUGUCAUUCAGCACAUAAUACACAGAUAGGAUGCGAGAAAAUUCAUGUGCAUAUUGCGAGCUAUGGUAAGUGACCACUGCAAAUUUAGAUUUUUACAAACUGAGUGAAUUGCUGUUCAGAUGCAGGUCGUGAAGACAUUGGUGAUACAGGUGAAUUGAAUGAUACAGUAAGGUCAGAACUGAAAUCGUUUGAAUGACUUCCAUGUCUAAUUCAGACCAGACUUCUGUAACGAUGGAUGUACGCUCAGUGUCCUAACGUGCUGGUUUCAUUUUUUGAGCUGGCUACAUACUGUCUUAAAAGAAAAAUUAUAAAAAGCUAACUUUUCUAUAUAUAGUUCUAGUUUUCUACUGUUAAAGAUGUGGAUGACCCUGCAUUUGCUGAAUCCUCACUGUCUGACGCAACUCACUGUUGGUCACAGACUGGAAUAUUAACCUUAAGGGUGAUUCAGGCUAACACGGGAGGCUAAUGCCAAGGUAGUACGAUAGCAGGUUGGAAGUUUAGGUGGAUAAAUACACUUACUUGGCUUGACUCUCAGCAGUGCUCAGAUUUAGCACCGUAGGAGUUUCAGGAGGUGGGGUGGAGAGAGGUGAACAUCUCUGUAGAACCAAGCUGAAGUAAUACAAGAUUCCAAACUGUGACUCCGUGGAACCAAUCUACUCAUGUAUCUCAAGCAUUUAAUGUAUGUUUCUGUAUGUACUUUUGUUUGUACAUUGUGUGUACGUAUCUGUCUAUUUAUAUACACACAGGCAUAUCUAAUACAUGCAUACAUUUAGAAUAAGAUAUAGGUCAUCAGAAGGAUAACAAAGGCCAUAGCAGGGGUAAAGGGGGGGAGAUGAAAGAAUGCAGGAGAGAAAAGGAUGUUUUGAACAUCCAAAUGAACAUGUGUGUUCAACAGUACAGACCUGCGUAUUCUCACUUGGCCUGGAAAAUAUACUGGGAAAUUACAGGACAAGAUUUAGAGGGAGGGAGAUACCUUUCUUUUUUUUUUCUUUUUCUUUUUUUUUAAUUGACUGAUAAAACUAA
Molecule: messenger RNA, 2686 nt
Organism: Egretta garzetta (little egret)
Lineage: Eukaryota; Metazoa; Chordata; Aves; Pelecaniformes; Ardeidae
Gene: UBAC2
Product: UBA domain containing 2
Exons: 9
Coding region: 1-1071 (356 amino acids)
Molecular function (GO): protein binding; serine-type endopeptidase activity
Source: RefSeq, a predicted model, not a curated record